Fukomys damarensis (Damara mole-rat) is the source of this 2161-nucleotide messenger RNA. It is a transcript of the gene Slc25a28, whose product is annotated as solute carrier family 25 member 28. Bases 1030 to 1827 code for a protein of 265 amino acids. Gene Ontology annotation, molecular function: ferrous iron transmembrane transporter activity. The transcript is spliced from 4 exons. Gene Ontology annotation, cellular component: mitochondrial membrane. Gene Ontology annotation, biological process: iron import into the mitochondrion. Lineage: Eukaryota; Metazoa; Chordata; Mammalia; Rodentia; Bathyergidae. The record is from RefSeq and is a predicted model, not a curated record.
AACUAGCAUGAAUCAGACUGGAUCUGAUGACUUGAGGUGUUCUUUGGAUAGGUGCUUUUACAGGCUUCUUGCUGUGUCUUCACUUAAAAGUUACCGGACAGAAACCAGAGUCUGGGAUCUUUGAGCUAGAUAAAGGACACAUUAAAUCUUAACCCAUGAGUGUUUGGAAAUCAUUGUGCAGUCAAAAGUCAGACUGGAAGUCAUAUGGCAAAGACUGUGUUCAGGAAAAGGUUUCAGUUUCUGUGUGACACCAGUGUGAUGACCCACUUAUUUCCUGAACAUAAAAACUGAGCUGGGAUUAAGACUGUAUGUUCAGGGAGUACAUCAGCCCCUUCACAAGAGCAGUGAAACUGAGAGUAUAUUUCUUUGGGCGCCUGAAGUUGACAAGAAAGGAAAUGUUGCUUAGAAGGGAAGUGUGCUGGUAUAAGAAAGUACAUGUAAGUGGAGAAAAUGGAACUGAGAUCAACACGAUGACAUAAUUAGUGUGAAAGUAAUAACUGCGUCCGCAGCCAAACAAGAUGAUUAAUGGAUACAUUAAUUUCCUGAAGAAAGUUGGGUGAAGAUGGGAAAAGAUUAUCAUUCUUUAUAGUUUUCAUCUCUGUACAUUAGUAAAGAUGCCAACCACUAAAAGCGAGAUCUAAAUUUAGGGGGAAAUAAACUCCAAGUGACUGCUGAAAUAUGAUAAGAGAUUGGUGCUUCCUUCACGUGUUAAUGGUAAUGGUCAAUGGCAGUAGCCUGGCAGUUCUUCGGUGUAUGUUUUCUUCUCAGAUUAGGAAAAUAUUAUAUAUUCAAAAGGAAGAGAGUAUCAGCUUGGACAAUGCAAAGCGGGUUUCUUCUGCUCUUCCACGGUUCCAGUACCAUUUCAAGUUUUCGUUAGUAAUAUGGGUGAGGAAAUAGGGAAAGUGUUCCUGAGACUUUGUAAAUGACAUCGAGUUGGCAGGAGUAUUCUAGCACAUUACAAGAUAACUCCUAACAAAGGCCAUAUCCAGGGAAAAUGUGGUAACGUGCGCUUGACUAACUAAGACCCGGAUGCAGAGUCUACAGCCUGACCCAGCCGCCCGCUAUCGCAAUGUGUUGGAGGCCCUCUGGAGGAUUAUAAGAACGGAGGGCCUAUGGAGGCCCAUGCGGGGGCUGAACGUCACAGCAACAGGCGCAGGGCCUGCCCACGCCCUCUAUUUUGCCUGCUACGAAAAGUUGAAAAAGACAUUGAGUGAUGUAAUCCACCCAGGGGGCAAUAGCCAUAUUGCCAAUGGUGCAGCCGGGUGUGUGGCAACAUUACUUCACGAUGCAGCCAUGAAUCCAGCAGAAGUGAUCAAGCAGAGAAUGCAGAUGUACAACUCACCAUAUCAUCGGGUGACAGACUGUGUACGGGCAGUGUGGCAAAAUGAGGGGGCCGGAGCCUUUUACCGCAGCUACACCACCCAGCUAACCAUGAAUGUUCCCUUCCAAGCCAUUCACUUCAUGACCUAUGAAUUCCUGCAGGAGCACUUUAACCCUCAGAGACGGUACAACCCUGGCUCCCAUGUCCUCUCCGGAGCCUGUGCAGGAGCUGUAGCUGCUGCUGCCACGACCCCACUGGACGUUUGCAAAACACUGCUCAACACCCAGGAAUCCCUGGCUUUGAACUCAAACGUUACAGGACACAUCACAGGCAUGGCUAGUGCCUUCAGGACGGUAUAUCAAGUAGGCGGGGUGACCGCCUACUUCCGAGGAGUGCAGGCUAGAGUAAUUUACCAGAUCCCCUCCACAGCCAUUGCAUGGUCUGUGUAUGAGUUCUUCAAAUACCUAAUCACUAGACGGCAAGAAGAGAGGCGGGCAGGCAAGUGACAGAGCACCAAGCAAAGCCAGGGGUGCACACAGCACUGCUGCAUCCUGCCUUCCAGCCAUAUUCUUUCUCCUGACAUGCUGCAGCCUUGAGUAGAGUUGGAAGAAAGGCUGCGGGCUCUCCAGGCUCCUGAGUUUGGCUAGCACCAGUUCCUGCCAUCCUGUUGCUGCUGCCACCUUUCCUUCCGGGCCCUAAGCAGGUGCAUCUGAGCACACCACAGCACCUCCAGCAACCUCUCCAUCCUGGGCCUGGUGACCUUCUCUGGACAGUUCACAGAGGGCUGAGCAGCACAUGCCCCUGGUUCCUAAUAAAACAAAACAAAACCUUUGAAUUAAA